UUCAAACUGAUACACUGAAAAGUUGCUGGUUUAUCUAACUAGACCACUUGUGUUAGCAUUUUCAUGGUGGUGAUGCUUUUAGAACAAUUAUAGGCUUUUCUUUGUGCUGUAUCACUCUGACUUAGUGGCAAUGAAGGUUACCUCUUUAGGUGAGACUGUGUGGAGUAUAACUUAACACUCCAAGAGGCCAGAUAGGUAAAAUGGCUAGUUCGGGCUGUCUCGUUUUUGUGGUUUGUACCUAUUUGUGUUUGUGUGUCUUGCUUUUCCCUAUAAAUGACGUCCCAAACCUGCAGAGCAGCGUGCAGCUUAUCCAGCUCCCUUUUCCUGUUUUUGCUGAGUCCUCACAUCACACAGGCCCUACUCUGAAGCUGCAGAGGCACAGAUCUGUGACGCUGACGCCAAGGGGUACUGUUGGAAGACCUGGCAAAAAAAAAAAACAACUAAUGAAGAAAAGAAAUGAGGUGGCUAUAGAGAGGAAGGCACAAGAGAAAAUGUUAGGUUAGAGAAAGGAGGGCAGUGAGGAAAGGAGGGAGAGUGUGUGUGGUGCAGUGGAUAGACUGUUACGACUCUGCUAGCAGCUGGAGCAGGACGAAAGGAUGCCGUUUUAAAUGCGGAGAGGGAGGACAGAAAAUAGCUGUGUUAUGUGUACGUGCGUCACAGUUUAUGUGUGACAGUCCUUCGUUUUCACUGGAGGUAUGAUUUCACGAGAGCAUAAAUUCUCUGGUAGGUAGAGCUUUGCUGUGUUUUUGCUCUGACCUCUAAAGGGUAGCUUAAAGAAACUUAGGGGUAGCUGAUUUUUUUUUCUCGAUCAUUUGGAGUGUGUUUGUAUUGUUAUGAAGCCAGGUGGCAGUGUGUAUUGUCUGAUAGGAAACACUGCGGUGGCUUCGUAUACUGUAGCUGUAUUUAGUUGUGUGUGACACCCUGUUAGCAGCAUGGAUCCUCAACAGCCUGUUUAUAGCCUGAUGAAGAGGUUCUGUCCUUGUUUCAGCCUGCUACCGCUGCCAAGUCAGGACUGGAGUAAGAGUGAUGAAAGGCUCUUGCAGGCUGUGGAGCAGAAUGAACCCGAUAAAGUCUCAGCUCUCAUUGUCAAAAAAGGUCUCUGUCCUACCAAGCUGGAUGCUGAGGGCAAGUCGGCGCUUCACCUCUCUGUAUCCCGAGGCCGGCUAGAUUGUCUGGAGGUUAUCAUCUCUCAUGGUGCAGACAUCAGCGUCACCGAUGGGGCUGGCUUCAGCGCCCUUCAUCUUGCAGCCAAAAAUGGCCAGUCUGAGUGCUUAAAGAGGCUGUUACAGGAACGAAUGGCGGUAGACUGCACGGACAGCAUUGGAAGGACACCGCUCCAUCUUGCAGCGGUCAGUGGUUGCAUGUCCUGCACUGAGACCCUGUGGGACUUUAAAGCCAAUCUGGAUGCCCAGGACACUGACGGGGCCACCCCUCUGAUAUUGGCAGCCCAGAUGAGUAGAGUGGAACUGUGUGUCUUUCUAUUGGGUCGAGGUGCAAAUGCAAACAUACAAGAUAAUCAAGGAAGGUCUGCGUUGAUGCUGGCCUGUGAGAGUGACAGCGUUGAGACUGUGGAGGCUCUGCUGAGAGGUGGGGCCAACGCACAGCUGGUCAACGGCCUCGGACACAAAGCUACCGACUACAGCGUAACCACAGGCAACCAACGUAUCAUUGAGAUGCUGCAGGAUGGAGUACCUUCAGUCUCUGAGGGCGCAGGGGAGGAGGGUGUGCCACCUUCCCAAAAGUCCCAGAGUUCAGCUCCUCCUGCCCACUCUCCAGAGCCCCAUCAGUCCCAGUCCCCACCUCCCUCUCCCCAGCCUCAAGAAACCCAGCAGUCACCCCAGGCUGAAGACGAGGAGGUGUUUGAGGAGAUUCGGCGGCUGCGACUGGAGAGAGGCCGUCUGCUCCAGAAGAUCAAAGCCUUGGAGCAGCAGCAGCAGAGUGCCCUCUCUGCCUUGGAGGAGCUUUCCCAACUAAAGAAACGUCUGGAGGAGGCAGAGGCAGAGAGGGAUAAACUGCUUGAGGAACUGAAAGCAGUCCAUGGUAUUGGGGCGAGUGACUCUGAGGACCUGGAUGAAAUGCUGGACUUCCCAGAAAAGCUGCUCUCCAAGCGCUCCAGAGCCUCCCCUGCUCAGGAUGAGGCCUCUUCUCAAACGGACAUUGACUCAGUCAGCCCCUCUCCUGCCCCUGCAGAUCCAGGAGCUGUUGCUGAGCUGCAUAAACAAAUAGAGGAACUUACUUCCCAGAAUGCUGAACUUGUUCUGAAAGUUCAGAUGUUGGAGAUGUUCGAGAAGGAUGACACAGACAUGCAGACCUCCAGUUCGGACUUUGUCCCUCUGGUUCAGUAUGAAACCCUGAGAAAAGAGUAUGAAACUCUUCAGGAGCGCUUCUCUCAGGCCCAGGCUUCAGCAGAGGCUUCAAGUGUGGAAGAGCAGCAUGAUGAUGAGCGCUCGCAGGGAGGAGCUGCAGAUUCAGAGAAUACAGAAGCUCUGAAGGAGAAGCUGCGUGAGCUGGAGGAGCAGUUGGCCUCUUCCAAAUCUGAGCUGGAGGAGCUAAAGGAGCAGAUGCGUGUCGGGGUGCUUUCUGUGGAGUGUGGUAUAGGGGAUAUUGCUGCAGCAGGUGCUGGGGCUUCAGAGGAGGGCCCGAGCCAGGAGGCAGAGCAGCUGAGAGCCAGGGUGACAGAGUUGGAGGAGGAGCUUUCUAAAAGAACGGGUGAGGCUGGGGGUCAGAGCAAUUCGGACAGUGACAUAAUCAAACAGCUGACAGAGAAAGUAAAGGAACUCCAGGCUGCUCUGGCCCAGAAGGAGUCUACAAAAGAGGAAGAGGAGAAAGAAGACAAAAUAGAAGAUACAGAAACAGUGAAGUGCCUACGUGACAACGUUGCCAAGUUGGAGGCAGCCCUGGCAGAGAGCAGGUUAUCAGAAAAAGAUGGAGGCGGAGCAGGAGAUGGAGAUCAGGUCCAUCGCCUUCAGGAGCGUUUGCACGAGCUAGAGGGAGAACUGAGGAAAUGUGUGCCCCGCUCGGAGCUGGAGGAGGUGCAGGUGAAUCUGGGACUCCAGUGUGAGCAGCUGGCAAGGGAGAGGGCGGAUGUGGCUAGAAGGCUCAACGAUGCCCUCCUGGAGCUGGAGAGACUCAGACCUCCACCACACGGAGAAGAGGAAGAUGAAGAAGAUGAGGAAGAGCAUUCAGAGAGUUCAGAGCCCUCAGUCAUAUCAGAGCACUCCAGACGCACCUUAGCAGCAGUGAGAGAAGAACUUGAAGUAGCGAGGCAGGAAGCAGCUCAGGCUCUGGAUUGUCUGUGCGCCGAGCGAGAGAGCCGGGCACAGGACGCCCUGCAGCUGAAGGACACGGUGCCACUUGCGAAACAUAAAGAGGCGCUGUCGGCGGUGUCAGAACAACUUGCUCAGACACUGCAAGAGCUCCAGGAAGAAAAAACCCUUCGGGGCCAUGCUGAGGAGCAGGCUGCCUCACUGGAGGCUAAACUGCAGGCCAUGCAGGAUGCCAUUCCCAAAGAGGAGCAUGAGAAAGUCAAGGCAGAGCUCCAGCACGCCCUGCAGGAAAGUGAGAGCGGUGCAGCAGCAGCUCGGGAUGCUCUGAGUGAGAAGGAGAUGGAACUGAGAGAGCUGAAAUCCCAGAAGGCUGCAGAACAGGGUCUGAUUUCUAAGGAGGAUCACGAGGCCCUUCGGCUCUCUUUGCAGGCUGAGAUCAACGCCGUCACGGCCCGUUUCAACGAUCUUACUCGUAAACACGAGAAGACCUGCACUGAGGUAUUCCAGGUACAAAGGGAGGCACUCUUUAACAAGAGUGAGCGGCAGGUCGCAGAGUCGCAGCUCGCCACAGUUCAAAAACAACUUGCUGAACUACAAGCCCAGUCAACCCAUAUCCAGGAACUCCACAAAGACAUCCAGGAAUCGCAGAGCCUCGUGAAAGAGAAGGACCGCAAGAUAACAGAGCUGUCAAAGGAGGUGUUCCGACUGAAAGAGGCCCUGGGGGCUCUCUCGCCUCCUCUCGGAAUCACCUCUUCCUCCUCAUCAACCCAUCAUGGUAACCCUGGACAGCAAAUGGCUCUGCAGAAUAGGAUUGCCAUCCUCACUCAACAGCUCCAGGAUUGGGAGAGAAAGCACAAACAAGUGGUGACUGUAUACCGCUCACACUUACUGGCAGCUGUGCAGGGUCGCAUGGAUGAAGAGGUGCAGCAUUUGCUACUCCAGAUCCUGAAGAUGACACACGAGGGGCACUGAAAUUUAGAGCAUCUGCAAGUUUCUCUCAGCUCCAGUCCCCUCUACAGGGCAGCAUAGCAGCUCUAUCACAGCAGCCUGUGGGACCAGUACCCAGUAUAAAGCCAAAUACAACUGAUCUGUGGUCAGGUAUAGCUGCAUGCUUGUAAUGUAGUAACCCAAACAACCGAUAGAAAAAUGGAACAUGGAGUGCCUUUAUUGUGUAGUAUGUGAGGAGUUUAUGAAAGCAGAAUGUGAAUGUGACAGAGUGGAUAUUUAGACGAUACCAGAUGCAUUGAUUUGGUUUUUUUUUAUAUAAUAGUUUUAAUUAAAAAAAGAAGAUAAAUUCUCUGCGGUUCACUGUGUUCUUUUUAAAGUGAUCCAUCAAAGAGUGUCGGUUGACUGACUCUGGGCUUAACUGUGGACCCGAUA
This is a messenger RNA of Haplochromis burtoni (Burton's mouthbrooder), 4646 nucleotides long. It is a transcript of the gene ankrd24, whose product is annotated as ankyrin repeat domain 24. The record is from RefSeq and is a predicted model, not a curated record. The transcript is spliced from 21 exons. Gene Ontology annotation, molecular function: actin binding. The coding region runs from base 933 to 4238 and encodes 1101 amino acids. NCBI's taxonomy places the organism in Eukaryota, Metazoa, Chordata, Actinopteri, Cichliformes, Cichlidae.